Messenger RNA from Entamoeba dispar SAW760, 1464 nucleotides. RefSeq names its product signal recognition particle 54 kDa protein. The record is from RefSeq and is a predicted model, not a curated record. NCBI's taxonomy places the organism in Eukaryota, Evosea, Mastigamoebida, Endamoebidae. Gene Ontology annotation, biological process: SRP-dependent cotranslational protein targeting to membrane; SRP-dependent cotranslational protein targeting to membrane, translocation. Gene Ontology annotation, molecular function: GTP binding; GTPase activity; 7S RNA binding. Gene Ontology annotation, cellular component: cytosol; signal recognition particle, endoplasmic reticulum targeting. The transcript has a single exon. Bases 1 to 1464 code for a protein of 487 amino acids.
AUGGUUCUUUCACAACUUGGGUCAAGCCUUGUGACAGCAUUACGUAAAAUGACAUCAUCAACUGUUGUAGAUGAAGAAGUCAUUAAUACAUUAUUAAAAGAAAUUGAAACAUCAUUAUUAGGAGAAGAUGUGAAUCCAAUAUUUAUUAGACAAAUGGUAAAUAACAUAAAAAAGAAAAUUAAUUCAGAGGAUAUUCCUGAUGGAAUUGAUAAAAGAAAGUUAAUAAAAGAUUCUGUUUUUGAAGAACUUAUUAAUUUAGUAGAUCCAAAAACUGAACCAUUUAAACCAAAGAAAGGAAAAACAUGUGUAUUAAUGAUGGUUGGUUUACAAGGAGCAGGUAAAACUACUACUAUUACAAAACUUGCAUUGUAUUAUAAAAAUCGAGGAUAUAAACCAGCUGUUGUUGGAGCAGAUACAUUUAGAGCAGGAGCGUAUGAACAAUUACAAAUGAAUGCUAAACGAGCAGGAGUACCAUUUUUUGGAAUAAAAGAAGAAAGUGAUCCAGUAAAAGUUGCUAGUGAAGGAGUUCGUACAUUUAGAAAGGAAAAGAAUGAUAUAAUUCUUGUUGAUACAUCAGGUAGACAUAAACAAGACAAAGAAUUAUUUAAAGAAAUGCAAAGUGUUCGUGAUGCAAUUAAACCAGAUUCAAUUAUUUUUGUAAUGGAUGGAGCUAUUGGACAAGCAGCAUUUGGACAAGCAAAAGCAUUUAAAGAUGCAGUUGAAGUAGGAAGUGUUAUUAUAACAAAAUUAGAUGGACAUUCAAAUGGAGGAGGAGCAUUAAGUGCUGUAGCAGCAACAAAAAGUCCAAUUAUAUUUAUUGGAACAGGAGAAAAAGUAAAUGAAAUAGAAGAAUUUGAUGCAGAAAGUUUUGUAAGAAAAUUACUUGGAAUGGGAGAUUUAAAAGGAAUUGCAAAAUUAGCUAAAGAUUUUGCAGAGAAUGCAGAAUAUAAAACUAUGGUAAAACAUCUUCAAGAAGGUACAUUAACAGUAAGAGAUUGGAAAGAACAAUUAACAAAUUUACAAAAAAUGGGACAAUUAGGUAAUAUUAUGCAAAUGAUUGGAUUAAAUCAUCCAAUGUUUCAAGGAGGAAAUAUUGAAAAAAAAUUUAAAGUAUUUAUGGUUAUUUUAGAUUCUAUGACAGAUAGAGAAUUAGAUGGAUCAGCUAAAACAAUGUUAAAUGAUGAAAGUAGAAUUAGAAGACUUGCUCGAGGAAGUGGUAGAGAUAUAAGAGAAGUUAAUGAAUUAUUUGAACAAAUUAAAUUAUUCCAACAAUGUAUUGAUAGAUUACCUAAAGCUAUGAGAGCUCAAUUAGGAAAUUCUAAUGCACAACCUAAUGAAGCAGCUAUGAUACAACAAAUGCAAAGAAUGCUUCCUAAAGGUGUUAAUCAAGCUCAAUUACAACAAUUAAUGAAACAAAUGAAUGCAGCAGGAUUAGGGGGAAUAGGAAAGAAAGGAAAGAAAUAA